Messenger RNA from Soboliphyme baturini, 420 nucleotides. The record is from the annotation of a GenBank genome assembly. Lineage: Eukaryota; Metazoa; Nematoda; Enoplea; Dioctophymatida; Soboliphymatidae.
AUGGCAGGCAGUGAAGCGAGUGGUUGGUCUGCGUACGUUAAGAAUAUUCUGACACACGCACCUUGUGUGAAACGGGCAGCGAUCGUUGGAGCGACAGAUGGUGCGAUUUGGGCGUGUACAGACGGAAAAACGGGAGACGUGUUUCAGGCUACCGCCGAGGAAUUGAAAAACUUCGUAGCGCUGUUUGAUCAUGUCGAAGAUGUUCCUCAACAUGGUUUCCACUUGGAGGGAAAAAAGUACAUCGUGCCACAGGUAGCAGAAAAUCUUAUUUUUGGCAAGAAGGACAAAGCAGGUGUUUUCGCAGUGAAGACGAAAUUAGCCGUUUUGAUCGCGUGCUUCGACGGGGAUUCCAUGGAAAGUGUCACAUGCCGGAAAGCAGUUGAUGAACUAGGGGCAUAUUUAUGCAAACAGGGCUACUAA